Messenger RNA from Solanum lycopersicum (tomato), 819 nucleotides. Its product is annotated as protein ELF4-LIKE 3. Gene Ontology annotation, biological process: positive regulation of circadian rhythm; entrainment of circadian clock. Lineage: Eukaryota; Viridiplantae; Streptophyta; Magnoliopsida; Solanales; Solanaceae. The record is from RefSeq and is a predicted model, not a curated record.
CAAAAACAUAAGAAAAAAGAGAGAAAAAAAAACAAGUAGGGGGCAGAGGGAGAGAGGGGUGGGGGUGUAUUAAAUUGAGACAGAGAAAAGGAAGAAGAAGAUAUAAACGAGGGUGCGUUGUAGUGUGACUGUCAAAUCUACAUAUUCUCUCUCUCUCUUUUGGGAGAUUCGAUUCAAUCGCCGAUCAUUUCGGCUUUUCCAAUCUAUGUCUACUGCCUCUCAUCUCCAUCUAUAAUGUUCUCGUUUUUUCAAGGUCCUGUUUGAAUUGAAAAAAGGAGAAUUGUGUUUAGCAACAAAAUAAUGGAAGGAGAUACAUUUUCAGUGUUAGGUAAUAAUGGUACACAAAUAGAUGGUAAGGUAUUUCAAACAUUUCAAAAGAGCUUUGUACAAGUGCAGAACCUAUUGGAUCAGAAUAGAUUGUUAAUCAAUGAGAUAAAUCAGAAUCAUGAGUCAAAGAUCCCUGAUAACUUGAGCAGAAAUGUUGGUUUAAUCAGAGAGUUAAACAAUAAUAUCAGAAGGGUUGUUGACCUUUAUGCAGAUCUUUCAUGUUCAUUUACAAAAUCCGUAGAUGCUUCAUCUGAAGGGGAUUCUACUGGAAAAGCUACACAUAAGAGGAACAAACCUCUUUAGAAGGACCAAAAAAUCCCCAAGAUAAAUUAAUGGUUAGAUAUUAGUAUAACUUUUUUGGUUUCUUCUAGUAGUUGGUUGUACUUUGUUUAGUAUCUUACUCAGAAAUAAUGACCACUUCAAGAAAUCUAUUUUCUUUGUUAAUGUGCCCUGCAGAUCUAAUUGAAUCAAAAAUAUCAUCUUGCUGCUAAA